AUGUUAGAUUCUCUCCCGCCCGAGAUUUUGUUCUACAUCUUCCUUAAACUUCCCUCCAGAACCCUCAUCCUCUGCACCUGCGUUUCUAAACCAUGGCGUUCUCUCAUCACCGACCCCGCUUUCCUCCUCUCUCACCUCAAUCAAUCAAACACCAAUCACCACCGCAAUCGCAACCGCCUCCUCCUCCUCCGCCGCUGCUACUCCACCGCCACCAAGAAAGCCGAGCGUUACUCUCUGCAUUUCGAUUCCGAUACCUUGGGGAUAUACAAGGAAUUGAAGCUUCCACAUGUUAAUUGGAACCAGAGCUUUAAACUCGUAGGUUCUUCCAAUGGGUUGUUGUGUUUGUUGGGUCAGAAUAUUUUCUUCUGGAAUCCUUCGAUUCAACGAUUCCUCGCUCUUCCUUGGCCUAGCGAUAUCUUCACUGUUUACGGCUCGCCCUACAAAUACGCGCUUGGAUUUGGCUUCGAUUCUCGCGCAAACGACUUCAAAUUAGUCAGGUUAGUUUAUAUUGAAGGUGGACCGCCUGUUUAUGAUUAUGAACUUCCUCCUAGGGUUGAAUUGUAUCAGCUUAGUACUGGUUCUUGGCGACAAAUUACCGAUUCUGCUCCUUGUUAUGAAAUACUUAAAUCACAAUGGACACAGAUUUUCAUGAACGAAGCUGUUCAUUGGAUUGCCUUCAUCCGAAGCCGCAGAGGAUUUCGAUGUGUGAUUUUGAGGUUUCAUAUGGAUGGUGAAUAUUUCAGCACAAUUCCCCUUCCGGAUUGUUUGGUGAAUGAAUUUCCACAGAAUUUGAAAGUUGCUAUGCUUGGAGGAGAACUAUGCGUUCUUCAAUGUGGUUGGUAUCCUUUUGGGAACAGAUACGUUUCGUCUGUUUGGAUGCUGAGAAAAUAUGACGUUGUUGAAUCUUGGACAAAAAUUCUGAGUGUUGAUCCAUCUCAAGGGCUGGGAAUGGCUUUGGGUUGUAGAGAAAAUGGUGAAAUGCUUAUGACAUCUAGAAAUGGAGAAUUGGUUUCGUAUAAACCCGAGAAUCAAAUUGUGAAGGGACUUGGGAUUCGUGGAGCUCAGGAUUCAUUUUUUCUUGAUUAUACAUUUGUUGAGAGUUUAGCUCUUCUUAAUGAAGGGAAAAGAAUUGUGAAUGAAGAUUAUGAAGAUGAAGAUUGGGAGCUGGAAUCCUAA
Messenger RNA from Cucumis sativus (cucumber), 1176 nucleotides. RefSeq names its product F-box protein CPR1. Lineage: Eukaryota; Viridiplantae; Streptophyta; Magnoliopsida; Cucurbitales; Cucurbitaceae. The record is from RefSeq and is a predicted model, not a curated record. The coding region runs from base 1 to 1176 and encodes 391 amino acids. Gene Ontology annotation, molecular function: protein binding. The transcript has a single exon.